AAUGUGCCGAUCGUCGCGUCCUCUUGCGGCUUUUUUUUUUUUCAUUAGUGCUUUGCUCAUUUUUAUGCUGCGCAUUUCAUCACAAGUUAUUUACUCUCUACCUGCUCCUUACGUCACGUAUUUUAAGUCUGUUUCGUUAUGAGUUCGGUCUUCGUGCCGUGCGCAGCUAACCAGCUGACAGUGAGCUGCGAGCCCCACAAUCCCACGGACGGACGGAUAGAUAACCGCGAAUGACCGCAAUCAGCCGAGCCCCCUAGUCGGUGGUUAUCGCGGCGAAAAGCGAUGUCAGUCCUCCUCGCGAUUGUGACGGACUAGAAAUCGAGAGGAAGCAGUCGGCGGCAUCACUCGCGCCCGAAAGGCAAGCAGGAGCAGCGGCGGCGGUUCAUGACAGCAUCCAACAAGCCGAUGGCGUCCGCUCCGCUAGGACUUCGGCUGGUGCAGCUGGCGCUUCGUAAGUGCUGCGCUUCGAUUACGGCCGAAACGAGGCUCGCGUGCUACCGCGGCUUCGUGCUCGUCUCCACUUUCUUGGCGUACACAUGCUACCACAUGACGCGGCGGCCUCUGAGCGUGGUCAAGUCCGUGCUACACCAAGACUGUCGGUACGCGAGGCCCGACGCCUCGAUCGUCGUCACCGAGAACAACAGUCGAACGUGGUGCGACUGGGCCCCUUUCGACGGUGACAACGCACCGCAUCUCUUCUCCUACCUCGACUCCAUCUACCUCUUCACGUACGCCGCGUGCAUGUUUGCGAGUGGUUUCAUCGCGGAGCGGAUGCACCUACGCUACUUCCUCGGACUGGGCAUGCUUCUCAGCGCGCUCACCACGCACGUCUUCGGCAUGGGCCACAGCCUGGGCAUCCACUCGUUCGCCUUCUACUUCGUGGUGCAACUGCUGGGCGGCGCGUUCCAAAGCACGGGCUGGCCCAGCGUCGUCACCUGCGUCGGCAACUGGUUCGGUAAGAAAAAGCGCGGCCUCAUAUUCGGCGUGUGGAACGCGCACACCUCCGUGGGAAACAUACUGGGCGCCUACAUCGCCGGGAUGUUCGUCACCUCUGACUGGGGCCUUUCGUUCAUCGUCCCCGCCGCCAUUUGCGGCCUCGUCGGCGUCUUCGUCGUGCUCUUCCUGACGCCGUACCCUGAAGAGGUCGGAUGUGACACACCGCGGCGCAAUUCGGCGUCGUUGCAGACGUCGCUCUCUUCCGCGGUCGUCCGGCCGUCGUCUUUGGCGUCCAGCGAAGGCGAGGAGGACGACGCGAGUGGCACCCUGGGCGAAGACGAGCAGCGAUGUCUACUGGAGAGGCGGCUCAAAAGUGAAAGCGAGAAAAAAGCCGUCACCUUCUUGCAGGCCCUGGCCAUCCCGGGAGUGCUCGACUUUUCCCUGGCACUCUUCUUCGCAAAGCUCGUCAGCUACACCUUCCUCUUCUGGCUCCCGUUUUACAUUCACGCGUCCACGUCGUUCGACUCCGAGGACUCGGCCUUCAUAUCGACCAUCUUCGACUUUGGAGGCAUUGUAGGUGGCAUCCUGGCGGGCUACGUUUCCGAUCGCUCUGGCGCGAGCGCCUCUACCUGCGUGGUCUUCCUGAUAGCCGCGAUCCCCAUGAUGUUCGUCUACGAACACUUUGGCAGCGUCAGCCUGGUCAUGAAUCUCGUCCUCCAGAGCAUAGCGGGUCUGUUGAUCAACGGCCCGUACGCGCUCAUCACAACUGCCGUCUCCGCAGAGCUCGGCACGCAUCCGACGGUGUCCGGCAGCUCUAAGGCACUGGCGACGGUGACUGCGAUCAUCGACGGUACAGGUUCCGUAGGUGCUGCAGUGGGUCCUCUGCUAGCGGGACUAAUUCUGCAGUACGGCUGGAACACUGUCUUCUACAUGGUUAUGGCGUCGGAUCUUCUCGCUGUGUUGUGCCUUCUUAGGGUUACCAAACAUGAGUUCCAAAGACUGAAAUCUCGGAAAACGGCUGGAGCGCCUGUCAACUAGGGACAUUCCUAGCCAGCCUGUUUGUUCAUAGUCAGCAAAGACUGAUCAUAUAAUGUGGCUGCUGUUGUUUGGAGCCAGAAUGACUGUUUUAAGCACAGGAGUUUUAGAAAUUCCAUGCGUGGGAAUAUCAUUGCCUUUUUGUGACAAAUUUAUACACUGUCAAGUAGCCUGUGCUUUAUCACAAGUGAGACAGACAGGCCUUGAUUGGCUUCCAGAGGAGCAAGCAGGUGUAUGUUGCACAUCACCAGAGGAAUGUACAUAUAUAUACAUAGUAUACUUAUACAUCAGUGCUUGUGGUAUGUGCAACUGACUAUACAUUCCUUUUUUUAGCCAUAUGAUCAUUUUUCAUCUUCAGUUGCACACAACAAACAGCUCUGAGGUUGUGCCUGCAUAUUCUUUCAUUUAGUUUUUAAAUUAACCAGUACGGUGGAUAUGUGAGUGGUUAAAUCAAUGUGUGCAUCAAAGAAAUUAGCUAUGUAAGAACCAAUUAGCAAUAUUGACAGAAUGAAACAUGUCAUUGCACCAUAAGAUUGUACAAUCACUCAUCUCAUCACACCUAUUUUCCUUAUUUAGGCAGCUUAUCCUCAAGAGGCUACACUGCAGGUUGGAACAAAUUUCACUCCACAGUGCUAAAGACAUUUUUGCAAGCAUGAGUAUUUGUAAAAAGUUUUAGUAUUUUUAUCCAUGACUGUGUACUGGGAUGACCAGAAAAGUUUUCUUUUUUUAUGCAAGCAUGACUAUUUGUAAAAAGUUUUAGUAUUUUUAUCCAUGGCUGUGUACUGGGAUGACCAGAAAAGUUUUGAUAUAUGCUUAUCAGAAGGGAGGGCACUUUCUGACCCACCAUCAGGAGAUUAGACAGGGCACAUUGACAUAUUUCAAACAAUUCACAAUAAUCCUUAGGACAGGCAUUAGCAAUUGUACUAGUAUGUGCUUUGUAAGCAAAGAUAUAAGAGGUGGACAACCUUUUCUGGUGACCAUAGUACACAUGCUGCCAGCAGUAUUGCUGACAGAAAUGUUCCUUGUAAUAUAAAAACCUGUCUUCCGGUGACUGCCGAAACUGCACCGGCAUUUCACUGCCAGUAGGCAGAUCAUGUGCUUAUGUGAUGUUGUGACACCCAAAUACAGCGUGGAGGGAAAAGAUCUGAAAGCCACUAUUGUUAGUGUUGUGAGCGCUGUACACAAGGUGAUUGUCGCAGUUAUUAAAUUACAAUUUCGUAUAUUGUGUCA
Dermacentor andersoni is the source of this 3201-nucleotide messenger RNA. It is a transcript of the gene MFS16, whose product is annotated as major facilitator superfamily transporter 16. Gene Ontology annotation, molecular function: transmembrane transporter activity. The record is from RefSeq and is a predicted model, not a curated record. Gene Ontology annotation, biological process: transmembrane transport. Gene Ontology annotation, cellular component: membrane. Lineage: Eukaryota; Metazoa; Arthropoda; Arachnida; Ixodida; Ixodidae.